CGCCACAUCUCGCACGCUGCGGUUGCCCCGGCAGCCGCGCCCUGCGUGGCCGAAGCUCACAAUCAGCCCGGUCCCUCGGGGUCCCACCCCGCCCCAUGCGCUCACCUGCCCGCGCGCUCGCCCUCCGGGGACCCGGGGCCCAUGGACGCACACAUCCGGCCCAUGGACACACACAUCCAGCCCUGCUGUCAAGCGCGCCAGCUCGCCAGCCCUACCCAAAGGGACACCAUUCACGCCUGGGUGCCUCUGCCGGGCUCCGGGAGCCCAAGGUCGUGGCUGGGCCAGCGCUGAGCGUCAGAGGAGGCGAGCAGGGGCCUCCCUGGUCGCCCCAGCAGGUCCAGGCGCAUAGGUGCCCAGAGAUCCCUGGCUUCUGAUCGCCCGGAAGACUAAGAGCUUUAGUUUUGGUCCAGAAAGCAUUUUCAAGGAGCUGGUCAAGCAUGGCUUUAGCAGAUAAGAGACUUGAGAACUUACAGAUCUACAAAGUUCUUCAAUGUGUGCGGAGCAAAGACAAGAAGCAGAUAGAGAAGCUGACCAAGCUUGGAUACCCUGAACUAAUCAAUUAUACAGACCCCAUUAAUGGACUUAGUGCUUUGCACUUAGCCUCAGUUUCCAAUGAUAUUGAUAUGGUCAGCUUUCUCCUUGACCUUGGUGCUCACCCUGAUGUGCAAGACCGAAUGGGCUGUACUCCCACAAUGAGGGCUGCAGAACUGGGCCAUGAAUUGUCAAUGGAAAUAUUAGCAAAGGCAAAGGCUGAUAUGACUAUAGUUGAUAAUGAAGGAAAAGGUGUUUUGUUUUACUGCAUUUUACCGACUAAGCGGCAUUAUCGCUGUGCUCUGAUCGCCCUUGAACAUGGUGCAGAUGUCAACAAUUUUACCUAUGAAGGAAAGCCAAUAUUCCUUAGAGCUUGUGAAGAUGCACAUGAUGUUAAAGAUGUGUGCCUGACACUUUUGGAGAAAGGAGCCAAUCCCAAUGCAAUCAACUCAUCCACAGGCCGCACAGCUUUAAUGGAAGCGUCAAGAGAAGGGGUAGUGGAAAUAGUUCGAGGCAUAUUGGAAAGAGGAGGUGAAGUGAAUGCAUUUGACAAUGACAGGCAUCAUGCCGCUCAUUUUGCUGCUAAAGGAGGCUUUUUCGAUAUAUUGAAGCUUCUUUUUGCCUACAAUGGAGACUUGGGGCUGAUUUCGAUAAAUGGGAACACACCACUUCAUUAUGCUGCCAUGGGUGGUUUUGCAGAUUGCUGUAAAUAUAUAGCUCAGCGAGGAUGUGACCUGAAAUGGAAGAAUUUAGAUCAUAAAACGCCCAGGGCUGUGGCUAAGGAAGGCGGCUUCAAAGCAGCAAGCAAAGAAAUACGCCGAGCAGAGAGAAUCGCUAAUAAACUAGCCAGGCCAGGAGCCAAAAAUCCAAAUCCACUGUGGGCCCUUAGACUGCACGAUUGGUCCAUAGAACGUCAGGCUUUCCUCCGGGAAGCCUUUUCGGUUUUAGACAGGGGUGAUGGGAGCAUCAGCAAGAACGACUUCGUGAUGGUGUUGGAGGAAAGGCAAGAUUAUGCAAGCUCAGAACAGCUGGCUGCCAUCGCUCAACUUCAUGAGAAAACCCGGGGAGGAGGGGUCAAUAUUAAUGAAUUCUUUAAAGGAACCAGAUAUUUAAACAAGUCUUUUGUCUUAGGAUCGUAUGGACCUAAGAAAAAGAAAAAAGGGAUGGGCAAAAAAGGAAAGAAAGGGAAAUUUGUCUUACCCCUUCCAAUCUGUGUCAUUCCUGAGUACGCGUUUCCACGCCGGCAGGAUGGUGGGCCACCGUAUUACAUGAUUGAGACCUACAAGAAUGUCACUGAUAGCAGCCGAUUUAACAGAGAUCACCCCCCAGAACAUCCCAUUCAGGAUGACUCUGCUUGGUACAUUGAUGAUUCAGAGAAGGUAUUUUCAAACAUUAAUAUUAUCACCAAAGCAGGGGAUCUGGCUUCUCUGAAAAAGGCCUUUGAAUCAGGAAUACCUGUGGAUAUGAAGGAUAAUUAUUACAAAACUCCGCUAAUGACGGCAUGUGCAAGUGGAAACAUAGAUGUGGUCAAGUUUCUUCUUGAAAAAGGAGCUAACGUUAAUGCAACAGAUAACUUUCUGUGGACUCCACUUCAUUUUGCAUGCCAUGCAGGCCAACAAGACAUUGUUGAGCUUCUUGUUGAAUCUGGAGCUUUAAUAGAUGCAGUUUCAAUCAACAACUCAACUCCUUUAAAUAGAGCCAUUGAAAGCUGCAGACUGGAUACAGUAAAAUACUUACUCGAUAUUGGUGCUAAAUUCCAGCUGGAAAAUAGAAAAGGGCAUAGUGCCAUGGAUGUUGCAAAGGCAUAUGCUGAUUAUAGAAUAAUUGGUCUGAUUAAAGAAAAGCUAGAUAACUUGCCGAAACCAGCAGAAAAUCAAAAACUAAAAGGCAAGACACCUCCUAUACUGAAGACUGAAGGCCCUGAAAUUAAGAAAGAAGAGGAACGGCUGUCAUCAAUUUAUGGUGUACCAACCACAUCAGAGGGAAAGAAAGUACAGAAGGGUAAUGUGGUUCAUCUCAAUUCAUUGAUUACCAGUGGUUAUACUAAGAAAGUGGAUAUCACAUUUAUUCCACGGAGGAUUUGGAGUCCUGAAGCCACAACAGCAGAGCUGAUCAGGAAGAGGGAACUACGGCGAGAGAGGUUUACACAUGAGGUGGACUUCGACGAUUUUAUGAUGCCUUUUCAGAAGAACAUCACAGAGAAAGCUCGAGCACUGGAAGCUGCCUUGAAGACCUAAGUCAUAGCAGUUAUUUCUUGGGGUAAAUGCUUUGAGGCCCAGGGACCAAUCUUUGGAGAAAGUAGAUAUUUCCAUCAAAGCCAAAGCAAUCCAUACACCAAGAACUUGUUACCAAGUAUUUCUUUUUGCUUUAACAACUAUAAAUAUUUGAGCUGUCUAGAGAAAAGAUGUAUGUUAUUCUGAAAUGAAUGGUAUGUCAUUCUGGAUAAAUCCCCAAGCCCCUUUAUGAAUGUAGUGAAAUACAUGGCAUGUGGGUUAUAAACAUUGCUGUCAAAAGAUUUACCAGGUCUACAUCAUUAUGCUGAUUAUUUUUUUAAUUAUUUUUUUUUUAUUAAAUAGAGACAGAGUCUCACUAUAUUGCCCCAGCUGGUCUUGAACUCUUGAGCUCAAGCAAUCCUCCCAACCUGGCCAUCGAAAGUGCUGGGAUUAUAGGCAUGAGCUACUGUGCCCAGCCUGCUUAUUGAAGAUACAUUUCUAGUGGAAAUUGAUGAAACAAUUUAGGUUUUGGAAAAAGAAGUAAUAUUUAAUCUUUUAAGGAAGGAGUUUAUUUCUCACAUGCCAUUAUAAACUAUGUGUAUUAGAUACCUUGGGUUGAAUACACUUUUAACAGCCCUAGAUAGAUAGCCCUAGCCCUAGAUAGAUAGAUAUUAGGUUGGUGCAAAAGUAAUUGUGGUUUUUGCCAUGACCUUUAAUUGUGGCAAAAACUGCAAUUACUUUUGCUCCAACCUGAUAGCUAGGUAUCUAGCUAGCUAGAAAUACAGAUAGACAGAUAUAUAGAUGAUAGAUAGAUAGAUAGAUAGAUAGAUAGAUAGAUAGAGAUUUAUUGCAAAUAAUUGGUUUACAUAAUUUUGGGCCCCAGAUGGUUAAGUGCUACAUUUGUAGGGCAGGCUAUCAGGAAGUGCAGGCUGGAAACAUGCAGGAGUUGUCCCUGAAGUCCACAAGUAGAAUUUCUUCUUCAUCAUGGAAACCUCAGUUUUGUUCAUACACCUAAAUACUUCAGUAUGUCUUUCCUAAAAUAAAAGGCAUCCAUUUACCUAACCAGAUUACGAUUGUGAAAAUUUCAACUGUUGUUAAAGCGACUGAUAGGAUCAGUUUCACCUAGAUUAUCUAAGACAAUCUCCUUUACAUAAAGUCAAUGAAUUGUAAAUGUUGGUUGCAUGUACACAAUUCCUUCACCACAACACCUAAGAUCAGUAUUUGAUUGAGUUACUGGGUGCUAUAACCUAGCCAAGUUGAGUCAUAAAACUGACCAUCUCUGGAGGUGUACUCUGGAGUAAAAAGCUAGCUGAUACAUUACUCACACCAGGAAAUGCGGUGGGUACCGAACAGGAGCUCCAAAAAUAUCCAACGUCUCAUUGACGGAAAGAAGCCACUUUAGAAUCUGCCUUACCAGAAGGCACCAAUUGCAGAUUACAGCUAUGUCAGUCACAUAUGGAUUAAACCCCUUUCCUCUAACCUCCUCCCUCUCUUUCCAACCUUCAAGGGACCUUUCACAGGAGCCAGUCAGGGAGAAGGGAAGAGAGAGAGUGAAGCAGGUAACCAGGCCCACCUCUCUGGAGGAGACAGACCUGAACAGGGGUUGCUUACAAGCAUUGCAUUUGGAUCCCAAGAUUUGCUAUUACAACUAAAUUUUGUCUGUUUUAUAA
Molecule: messenger RNA, 4414 nt
Organism: Pongo pygmaeus (Bornean orangutan)
Lineage: Eukaryota; Metazoa; Chordata; Mammalia; Primates; Hominidae
Gene: ANKEF1
Product: ankyrin repeat and EF-hand domain containing 1
Exons: 10
Coding region: 438-2768 (776 amino acids)
Molecular function (GO): calcium ion binding; protein binding
Source: RefSeq, a predicted model, not a curated record